AUGACCUUCCGUCCUCACCGCACGCCUAUGCACACACCGGCGCCGGUGGCAGCAGCAGCAGCAGUGGUGCCGGCAGCAGCAGUGUUGAGAGCAGCAGCAGCAGCAGCAGCAGCAGUGACGCAGGAAUUUCCGGGUGAUGGUGGGGGGAAUGGUGGUGGGGGAAGCGGUGGAGGUGGUGGGGAUGGUGGGGGUGAGGAAAAGGAUGGGCGUGUGCAGAGGGGUACAGAUGGGCGGAGUGAGGAUGAGAUGUGGGAUUAUCUGUGGACCCAACCCUGGGUUGCACGCACGUGCGCAAGGAGGCACGUGGCAGUGCAUGUGAGCGAGCGCGCACACCGCGUGGUUCAGCUCGCAAGAGACCCGCCUUAUGAUUGCCCGCGCGUGUACGGGAGGCACGUGGCAGUGCAUGUGAGGGCGCACCCAGCGUGGUUCAGCUCGCAGUACGGCACUGCGAUGGGCCUGCAGGGGCACCACCACUGCCCUCGCUGCAACCUCUCCUGCUCUGUCCGUGCUGCUGUACCUGCUGCUGCUGCUGCUGCUGCUGCUGCUGCUGCUGCUGCAGCCGCUGUGGCUUUGCUCUCUUGUUUGUCCCCUCAAGAGGAGGAGAGCUUUGCUCUCUCGUUUCCGUUCUUUGCCCUCUGCAGUUCUUUGCCCUCUGCAGUUCUUUGCCCUCUGCAGUUCUUUGCCCUCUGCAGUUCUUUGCCCUGUGCAGUUCUUUGCCCUGUGCAGUUCUUUGCCCUGUGCAGUUCUUUGCCCUGUGCAGUUCUUUGCCCUGUGCAGUUCUUUGCCCUGUGCAGUUCUUUGCCCUGUGCAGUUCUUUGCCCUGUGCAGUUCUUUGCCCUGUGCAGUUCUUUGCCCUGUGCAGUUCUUUGCCCUGUGCAGUUCUUUGCCCUGUGCAGUUCUUUGCCCUGUGCAGUUCUUUGCCCUGUGCAGUUCUUUGCCCUGUGCAGUUCUUUGCCCUGUGCAGUUCUUUGCCCUGUGCAGUUCUUUGCCCUGUGCAGUUCUUUGCCCUGUGCAGUUCUUUGCCCUCUGCAGUUCUUUGCCCUCUGCAGUUCUUUGCCCUCUGCAGUUCUUUGCCCUGUCUCUUGGGACCCUGCCACUGCUGCCACCGCUCAUGCCCAUCUGCAUGUGAGGGGCGCAGAGGCUAGCACUGCUGCUGCUGCUGCUGGUGGCGGUAGUGCUACUAAAAUUCUCUACUCUGUAACCUCAUUCCUCACACAUCCGCCUCCCCAUGCCUCCUCCUCCCCAUGCCCUCUUCUCCCCGUACCCCCUCCUCCCCAUACCCCUUCCUCCCCAUACCCCCUCCUCCCCAUACCCCCUCCUCCCCAUGCUUCCCGCUCCUCCCCAUGCCUCCUCCUCCUCUCCAUGCCUCACAACCAGCUGACCUACGUGGGCAUUAACGGCGACCUCACACGCCCUCACAUGCGCUCCGCUACCAAAAUGCAGUCCACUCCAACUCUCCACCUGGCUUCACGCUGCUCUCCCACAUGGCGCGAUGACCUGGCGACAGCUGUGCUGGCAGCACUGCCACGUCAUCACUCCUUUGGAGCCUGUCGCAACAACAUGCGGCCAAUCACAGAGCAGAAGGCACACCCUGGGUGCAGGUAUGACCCUUCUCCUUCCUUCCAUUGCCAUUCCCUCCCUCCAUCCCCAUUCCCUCCUUCCAACCCUCUUCCCUCCCUCCAUCCCUGUUCCUCACUCCAUUCCCUUUCCCUCCCACCAUCCCCUUUCCCUCUCCCCAUGCAUCAGAUCGGAUCCAGACACACGAUUCCCCUGCUGCGCGGGGAGGCGGGAGGCGCGCUGGCGCCGACGGAGACGAUUCCCCUGCUGCGCGGGGAGGCGGGAAUGGAGAAAGAAUGGGAGAGGGACUGCCGAGGAGGGGAGAGCGAUGCGGUGCUGAAGAAGGAGGCAGGUUUCACAGGAAAGAGGAAGGGAGUGGAGGCGCGAGGAGGACAGGCGAGGCAGGAGAGAAGGUGUGCGGUCACCAGAGGUCUCGAGGGCAGCAGAGAAGGAGCGACAGCGAGAGGACAGAGUGCGGCGGUACCAGGAGCGGUCCCCUGCAAGGGGAGAGAAGCGUCGGGAAGAUCCAGAGAGGCGUUGGGAGGAGCGUGA
Messenger RNA from Closterium sp. Naga37s-1, 2109 nucleotides. The record is from the annotation of a GenBank genome assembly. Lineage: Eukaryota; Viridiplantae; Streptophyta; Zygnematophyceae; Desmidiales; Closteriaceae.